This is a messenger RNA of Sinocyclocheilus grahami, 1092 nucleotides long. Its product is annotated as alpha-adducin-like. The transcript has 4 exons. Gene Ontology annotation, biological process: barbed-end actin filament capping; positive regulation of establishment of endothelial barrier; positive regulation of adherens junction organization. NCBI's taxonomy places the organism in Eukaryota, Metazoa, Chordata, Actinopteri, Cypriniformes, Cyprinidae. The annotation marks the transcript as partial. Gene Ontology annotation, cellular component: postsynaptic density; plasma membrane; cytoskeleton. Gene Ontology annotation, molecular function: actin filament binding. The record is from RefSeq and is a predicted model, not a curated record.
UUUGUCCUGCAGGGGGAGCUAGUGACCGCGUCUAAAGCCAUCAUUGAGAAGGAGUACCAACCAUGUGUCAUCGUCAGUAAAACUGGACCGAACCCCUUCAACAAGCUCACAGACCAGGAGCUGGAGGACUAUCGCAAGGAAGUGCAGCUCAAGCAGAAAGGCACAGAAGGUCAGACGCAGGAGGCAGAAGAGGAGAGAGAUCCCGGCUCACCUGUGCUUGCGGAGGAAGAGGCCCAGCAGCAGCAGACGUUUAGAGACGAGAGUGACGCCGCCGCCGCUUUAAGACAGACCCUCCCCGAUCUGACCCCCGACGAAGUCUCCGCCCUCCCUGCAGAAGACCCCGCCCCCGAGCAGACAGACUCCGCCCCUCCGCCAGAGGGGGAGGAGCCUGUUGCCGGGGACGACGAGGCUGGUGAUCACGGCAGCGACGAAUCGCCCAACAAAUCCCCGUCAAAGAAGAAGAAAAAGUUUCGCACCCCGUCGUUCCUAAAGAAAAACAAAAAGAAGUCUGAAACCCAGUGAGGAAGCUUUGCUCCGGCAAUACCGUUCUUGUUUUUUUAUUAAACCCUCAGAUUGUUUUUAUUCUUUUAAUAAGUGCUGGCUGAAGUGCACUUUAAAGUGCGGCUCGUUAAGCAUGUUUUUUUAUAAACCAGUAACCACCGUAAUGUAUCGCAAAUGUAUCCGAUGUUACUGUUAGAGGAAAUGAAUUGAUGAAAGACUUCCUCCUGGUGUUUAAUGAAAGCCUUUGCUCUGCUGCAUCUAUAAACACCUGGAGCGAAAUGCCUCGUAUGAUCAUAACAUCUCGCCUGAGUGUAAACGUGCUUGCGAUAAUAGAGUUUUUGGAUGGAAGUCGAAUGAGUUUUUGAAACGUGUGAAUCUCACAAAACCCGUGUAUCGCACAUUUCGCCCUGAAGUCUGAGGAAUGAAGACAUUCUUUGUUAUCUUUAAAGAAAAUGAAGCCUUUAUUGUGAUAUUUUCAUAACAAAUACGCACAUUUUCCUCCCGAUUAUCUGCAAAAUAAAUUGUUUUUGUUGCUAUGAAAAUAAUGACGACAUGCAAAAUCUCUUAUUUUUAAGAAAUGAAUUUCUUUAU